AUGGAUGUAAACGCAAUCGAAAUUGUGAGGUCUCUUCCCCGUUUCAAGGUGGAAAUCACCGGCAUUGUCCCUAAUCUCGGGGGCAAAUGCUUUGAUAUCACACUAAACUCUACAGACGCUGCAACAUGCUUGGCCACGUCUGCCUUCGACUAUGGGCCUGAAAGAAAGCCGUUGAAAUUACUUGGUGCGAGAACCAUCCACGUUUCAGUGUUUCCCGCUGUGGAAUACCCUGACCAAGACAUUGUAAAUUUUCUAAAGCAGUAUGAACAGUUAAAGUCCGAAAAUCUAUGCCGCCUCUGUCAUACCGAGGAGGUUUUACAUCUAUCAAGAGUGGUAUCGGUGUCGCAGAAUUCACGUCACUCAACAGAGAUCUACCCAGGAAAGUUGUGACCCAAGGUCUCGUAAUAUUUUUUAAAUAUACGGGCCAGCUGAUUACAUGCUACCGCUGCGGAUCGACUGAAUAUGUGCUUAAAAACUGCCCGAGGCAGCCCUCACGUUUCAAUCAUAUACACGUGGAGGAUCAUGUUCUCUCUGCCCCACCUAACCCCCCUAAUUCCCAGGAAAUGCAAGAAACACAGAUGGAAACGACUGGUGCAGAAGAUUCUGAUGAUGAAAUUUCUGAGAGCGUUAGCAGCGAGACGUUAUCG
Porites lobata is the source of this 647-nucleotide messenger RNA. NCBI's taxonomy places the organism in Eukaryota, Metazoa, Cnidaria, Anthozoa, Scleractinia, Poritidae. The record is from the annotation of a GenBank genome assembly.